Molecule: messenger RNA, 3479 nt
Organism: Seminavis robusta
Lineage: Eukaryota; Bacillariophyta; Bacillariophyceae; Naviculales; Naviculaceae
Source: the annotation of a GenBank genome assembly
UGGGUUAUCCUCAGUAGCAUUUUUAUGUUUCUAAUUCUACUGGGAGUAUCUUGCCUCUAGCUAGUCUAGCUUGUAGUUUCCAACUUGGUGGGAUGACAAAUAAAUUGAAGCUUAUCCACCAGGAUACCCACAUACCCACCCCACGAGCGAGCGAGCGAGCGUGAGGAAGUUGGGCAAAAAUAUGAUACAUGGAUCUUAUGGCUACAGUGGAACAUGUAGUUUCAGUCCGAGCAGUCUCCUUCAAGAGCCUCUCCCCUUUAAAACACCAUAAUAUCAUGUGAAUUACCGCCUUUACCAGCUAAUAAGAAUUUUCGCUUCAAAGGCUCUAAAGCAUUCUUUACCGGUACCAGUAGGCUCUCAAAAGAUAUAUUGUAGCCAAAAGUUUACAAUAUCCACAGAAGCAGGCUCUAAAAUGUUAUAAGGAAUUACACUAGACUGGUCUUGUUGAAAGGUUCCGGACAAUAACUGUAUCUAGAAGCUAGACUAUCUGAGUACGUGUACAGCACACAUGCACACUGCUGCAGCGACCAUAAUUCGUAGGCUGUGAGCGCAUCUCAGUAAUUUCGCAAAGAUUUAUAAGGUGAGGGUGACAUCAUGGCACGGGCAAUAAGGUUAGCGAGUCCUUCCGAGGUUGAAAACGGAGUUUUCUGAGUCGUCUGAGUCCAUCUAGUCAGAGUCAAGUCGUCGUAUCAACACUGGCUCGUGGAGCUCAUGUAUGUAAGUGGUCACGGUUCAUUGGCUUAUGGAUGUCACGGGAGCAUGCAUAGCUUUUAAAAUUUUGGUAGUUAGGAGACUAUUAGGGUCACUUAGUGGUAUGUUGCUACCGGUAUACCCACCUGAAGAUACUGCAAGCAUGCUAUUCUCGUGGGAAUUCCCUUACUGUAGCCCUUUCAUCGACCAUUUCCAAAGUUCCCCCUUUGUUUGGGUAUCUGCCGGAAGUACCUUCAACCCCAACAGAAUUUGCCCAAGUUCUUUCCUGGUUGGAGACAGUUGUAGAAAGGCGCCAAAGCUUCACUUCCUCGUGAGUUGACGGCACCAAAAAGAUGAGCCUAUUGUGUGUGACUUGGUACUAAAUUCUACUGCAGCUGUGCUACUCAGCAAGCUGCUACAGAAGAAAGAAUACAUCAAACCUACGAAAGAAGAUCCAACCAAGCCAACCAAAGAAAAAAUUCAUCUCAUCCAUCCUUCUCAUAAAAUUUUUCUUUGGUUUCCAACAAGCAACCAAAAAAGGCACACUGUCAAACGAUAAUUCUCAUUGCAUCAAUUGAUCGAAAAAAGAAUUCACAAUGGCCGAAGAAGAGUUGUUCAACUUCACCGCGUACUGCCUAGAAGUGGAGGAGGGAAGCCAGUCCAUCUGUGACUUGUGGGCCCAUGUUGACGCAACCGUAUCGGUCCAAGGGGGUAUUAUUACUGGUGUGGAUACCUUCUUCCUCCUCUUUGCUGGUGCCCUUGUGUUCAUGAUGCAAUCUGGAUUUGCCAUGCUCUGUGCCGGAUCUGUCCGUCAAAAGAAUGUCAAGAAUAUCAUGCUUAAGAACUUGUUGGAUGCCUGCGGUGGUGCCCUUGGUUUCUACACCAUUGGAUUUGCCUUUGCCUAUGGUGGACAGGUCGAUGACAAGAGCUUUAUUGGAACUGGUAACUUCUUCCUCACUGAUAUUACCGAAAACCAAGAAUACGCCGGAUGGUUCUUCCAGUUCGCCUUUGCCGCCACUGCCGCCACCAUCGUUGCAGGAACUGUUGCCGAACGUUGCAAAAUGUCUGCCUACCUCUGCUACUCUGUCUUCCUCACUGGAUUCGUCUACCCAGUCAUUGCCCACUCUAUCUGGGCUACUGGAGGAUUCCUCACUGCCUUCCGCACUGGAUAUGAUGAUCACUUCCGUGGAAUGGGUGUCAUUGACUUCGCUGGAUCUGGUGUUGUUCACAUGACUGGAGGAACCACUGCCUUGAUUGCUGCCGUUGUUCUUGGACCUCGUCGUGGACGAUUCUACGAUGAAGACGGAAACCCCUUGGAGACACCCCACCAAUUCCAAGCCCACUCUGUUGCCCUUCAAAUUCUUGGAACAUUCAUCCUCUGGUUCGGAUGGUACGGAUUCAACCCUGGUUCCGCCCUUGUCAUUUCCAGCGAAGGAUCUGCCCAAGUUGCCGCCCUCUGCGCUGCCACCACGACCAUUGCCGCCGCCACUGGAUGUGUCACCGCAAUGUUCACAGACACCAUUAUCGACAUGAUGGCUACAGGUGAAGCUUCUUACGAUCUUACCAUGGCCAUGAACGGAGCUCUUGGAGGACUUGUUGCCAUCACUGCCGGAUGCUCGGUCGUUCAACCCUAUGCUGCCCUUAUCAUUGGUAUGAUUGGUGGAUGGGUCUACCUUGGUUUCUCCAAACUCUUGAUCAAGCUCCGAAUUGAUGAUGCCGUCGAUGCCGUUCCUGUUCACUUUGCCAACGGAAUGUGGGGUGUCAUUGCUGUUGGAUUCUUCUCUGAUCCAAAACUCCAAGCAAUUGCUGGAUACAACAUCACUUCCUCGGGAUUGUUCUACGGAGGAAAUGGAGACCUCUUCAUCUGCCAAAUCGUCGCCGUUGCCUGGAUUGUCGCCUGGGUCACUGUUGUCAUGACUCCUUUCUUCUUCCUGUUGAAGCUUGCUGGCAUGUUCCGUGUCGAUCCUUUGGAAGAGGAGGUCGGUCUUGAUAUCUCCCACCACCGUGGAGCUGCCUACGACUUGACUGGACCCAACAAGGACGAUGUCGAGGAACUCAUGGAAGUUCGUGCCUCCAAGCACGGAAAGGUCGAGGUUCCCAAGGAAGUUGUCCAGGCUGCCGACGAUGCAAAUGAUGCCUUUGUCACCGAAGAAGUUGCUGCCUAAGCAGUGUUGGAAAUCCUCUAUCCACCAGGGUCGAUACCAUCAAGUUUUUUGUGUUGUAUAUUUUACAUGUGGAUGAUAUGCUGCUUUCCCUCUGCGCGGUUCCUUUUUUCCUGUGGUUCAGUGCUAUGAAAUGAAAUUUCUGGGGAUGUUCGCUCUUCCGGUGUCCGGAGUGUUUCGGUUUUGAAGUAGUUCGAGUAGGUUAACAACAAGUAGCAUCCGAUUGCUGGCUUCAAAUCAUGUUCCUUUGAGCGGCCGUGGCCGAGUAAUCGGCCACGGCCUUUCGUCUUCUCUGCUACCGGUAGCCAACGCUCGAGGCCGGUCUCGGCCGCAACUCCAACGCCAACGAGAGGUGUCGAAGAACUGCCUCUCGCAUCCCACGCCAUCAGCAUUCACAGCUCGAUUGAACCCUCUCACAGCCGUCCUCCAACCACACAACCCUGCAAGGAGCCGAGAAGGGACGACGCGACUGAGGAGUCACUCGCUUACGAGAAUAUUUUGCCACCAAGCAAAUCAGUUUAGCGGUACGAAGAGCGUAACUGCGACAGUACAGCACACAGUUCUGGUACCGAUACAACUGAAAAAGCAUCAGACACAACCCCAAGAACAACAACAGUCUGGCUAGAA